Vicugna pacos (alpaca) is the source of this 1390-nucleotide messenger RNA. RefSeq names its product zinc finger and SCAN domain-containing protein 5C-like. Gene Ontology annotation, biological process: regulation of gene expression. The record is from RefSeq and is a predicted model, not a curated record. Gene Ontology annotation, cellular component: nucleus. Lineage: Eukaryota; Metazoa; Chordata; Mammalia; Artiodactyla; Camelidae.
UGGCAUGUUAGCUUCAGAACAUUUAGUGGCUCAGAGGAGUCCGACCCCAUCCAGGACCUGAGGAGACUCCGUGAGCUGUGCCGUCUGUGGCUGAGGCCGGAUCUCCACACCAAGGAGCAGAUUAUGGACAAGCUGGUGCUGGAGCAGUUCAUGACCUGCAUGCCCCUGGGCUGCCAGGUCUUGGCCAGGGAGACUGGCGUGGAGACUUGCAGAGAUCUGGAGGACCUGCUAAGAGAGGACAGAAAACCUAAGAAAUGGACCGUAGUCCACAUACGGGGUAAGAACUUUCUUGUGCGAGACCCAGAAGUUCAGAUGGCUGAAGCCGGGGUCAGUGACACAGACGACGAGAGAGAACUAUUCAGGGAGCCCCAGUCUCCCAUGAAUGGCGUCCGUCCAGAAAACGGCCAGCAGGAAGAGAAAGUUCUCCUGCCAGAGACCAUUCCUGGAUCAGGUGAUCUGGAGGGUCUGACGCCCAAGCAGAACGUGGAGAAGGACAUGGUGGAAGACAGGAAAGAGACAGGAGCCCUGCAGCCUCAGCCUGAGCUCCAGGAGGGUCCUGAGGGAGAGGUUUCCACUCGGAGUGCACACAGAGGAGGCCCUCGGAGGAGUCUGGGACGUUAUAAGCGAAAACGGGCCAACAGUCCCACUCGCCCAGAUGUGCGUCAAGAAGGAGCCCCAUCUGUGGACACAGCAGGUGUCUCGGGACAACUUGGGUCCCGUUCCUUCCGUGCGCCCAGCACGGUGGGGCCGCGCAGCCGUCCUGAGGGAGACGCAGCCCCGGCGCGCACACCGUAUGAAUGCAGGGUGUGCAAGAAAAGGUUUCAGUAUGAAUCUCAGUUCACCCUUCACCAGAGGACACACACGAGAGAGAGGCCCUUUCGAUGCAACGUCUGUGCCAAGGGCUUCAUGCAGCCUUCAGACCUGCGAGUUCACCAGCGAGUCCACACGGGCGAGAAGCCAUACUGCUGUGACCUCUGCCCCAAGAGGUUCACCCACGACUCCACGCUGCGUGCUCACAAGAGGGUCCACACCAGGGAGAAGCCCUUCCAGUGUGAGCACUGCGACAAAGCCUUCAGCCACAGGGGGAACCUCAACGUUCACCGGCGCACCCACUCUGGACUGAAGCCCUACGUGUGUCCCGAGUGUCACGGCGCCUUCCGUCAGCUGGGAACCUUCAAACGCCACCAGAAGACACAUUUCAGGAUGACUCGCCAAUGAUUCUGCCCACAGGUCCACGUCCCUUCUGCUCCAAGAAGGAGAUUCUGGAUGACCGGUCACCUACACGAUCCAAAUGGUGGGUGACACGUUAAGAACUCCAGGAGGAUCUGGAGCACAAUGGGGGCUCCACCCUCGUGGACGAUGAGGGUCCCUGAGUGAUGACUUGCCUUUC